UUAGAAGAACACUUAUAAGCCUAUAUAUACUGUACUUAGGCUGAAGCAGUCCUUCCAUCCUUGAAGAAGAAGAAGAGUCAGUUGUAAUAGUACUAGUAAAUGGAGGAAAAGCUGACAAGCUAUAGUAAUGGAGUGGAAGGGGCCAUGCCGGCGGUGGCCAUGGUGGUGGUGCAGGUGGCGCUGGCCGGAAUGAACGUCCUCUAUAAGCUGGCGGUAGACCGAGGGAUGAGUGUCCUCGUGCUCAUCACUUAUCGCUAUAUUUUUGGCUCUGCCUUUAUUUGCCCUAUUGCCUUCUUCUUAGAGAGGAAGGGCAGGACGAAGUUGACUUGGAUUGUACUUGGCCAGGCCUUCUGCAGUGGACUUUUUGGGGCAACACUGAAUCAAAUUUUCUACAUAAUCUCAAUGAAAAUGACUUCAGCGACGUUCGUUUGUGCAAUGGCCAACCUGCUACCUGCCUUCACCUUCAUGCUCGCAGUCACGUUUCGAAUGGAGAGGCUGAGAAUGAAGACACGAAUAGGGCAGGCCAAGGUCCUGGGGACGCUCAUAGGCAUCGGCGGGGCCAUGCUGCUUACCUUCUACAAGGGCGCCAAGUUCCAGCUAUGGCCGGUUCACAGCCAGUUGCUUCACCGUCAGGCCGACCAGCAGCACAAGUCAGGCAACCAGCAGGCACUGGGCGCAAUUUUUGCUAUUGCCUAUGCUUUGACCUAUGCAAUAUGGCUGAUAAUCCAGGCCAAGAUGAACGAGAGGUAUCCACAUCCUUACUCCAGCACAGCCCUCAUGUGCCUGUUUUCAGCCGCUCAGUCCACAUGCAUUGCAGGCGUUGUCGAUAGGACUCUAUCUGCAUGGAAGCUCAGCUGGGACGUCAAGCUCUUGACUACCAUUUACGGGGCCGUGUUUGUCUCAGCGAUGGUGUUGUCUCUCAUGUCAUGGGCCGUAAAGAAAAGAGGGCCAGUGUUCGUCUCUGUGUUCAGUCCUCUCUCACUUGUUAUCACUGCCAUCUUGGGAUCCAUAUUUCUUGAUGAGACUCUCCACUUAGGAAGUGUGCUUGCUGCUGGAUUUAUCAUCUUGGGACUGUACAUCGUGUUGUGGGGGAAAGGAAAAGAGAUGGAGCAACUUAUUGCUGAGCUUCCUACUCAAUUGUCAUCUGGAGAUCCCGCUAAAGCUUCUUUUGGAGGCAUGCUUCUGGAGUCUCCGGCUUCACAUGAUGAAGGAGAGACGAAGUACAAAAGAAAAAAGGAAAAUUCAGUUGGUGUUCAAGAAAAUAUUAAUCCCCUGAUUAAGCUGGUCAGAGAACAGGGCAUCGUUGAAGAAAUCAAUUUCAAUGAUGAUCAUCCAAUCACGAUUGACGAACCUGAAAAGCCGAAGAGCCAAUUCAAGAAGAGAGGGAGAGAGAGUUAUCAAAUAUAUAUUAUGGAGGAGGGAUCAAAUAGUAGGAGAAGAGUGGGAGGGACGAAGGUGGUGUUGUGCAUGGUGGUGGUGCAGGUGGUGGUAGCAGGGAUGACGGUCCUCUACAAGAUCUCCACAGACCGAGGGAUGAGCCUCCGAGUCCUCGUUGCUUACCGCUACAUUUUCGGGACCGCCCUCCUCUGCCCUCUUGCCUUUUUCUUGGAGAGGAAGAGCAGGACGACGAUGAGCUGGGUUGCUCUUGGCCAGGCUUUCUGCUGUUCCCUUUUUGGUUCAACACUGAACCAGAAUCUGUACAUCGCCUCAGUCAAGAUGGGUUCGGCGACGCUUGCAGUCUCAAUUUCCAAUUUGCUCCCUGUCUUCACCUUCAUUUUGGCCGUCCUAGUCCGGGAUAGGUGGAGCUGUGCUACUCACCUUCUGCAAGGGCGCAAGACUCCAGCUCUGGUCCAUUCAUGCCCACCUGCUGCGCCGACAUGCAAGGUCAGCGGAGCUGGGCAACCUAGCGCUGGGCUCGCUCUUGGCUACAGCCAGGCCAUAUGGUUCAUUAUACAGGCGAAGAUGAGCGAGAGGUACCCCCACCCGUAUACGAGCACUGCGUUAGUCAAUCUGAUUGCAGCCGUCCAGUGCACAUGCAUUGCAGCCAUUACUGAGGGAGAUGCAUCUGCAUGGAAGCUCCGUUGGGAUGUUAAUCUCUUCACUGCCCUCUACGUGGGGGUUGUGAUAUCAGGGAUGGUGAUGUUACUCACGCUGUGGGGCAUCCAAAAGAGAGGACCUUUGUUUGUCUCUGUUUUUAACCCCUUGUCUCUCAUCAUCGUCGCCGUGUUUGGAUCCGUAAUGCUUGAGGAGCCUCUUUAUUUGGGAAGUGUGCUUGGUGCCGGAUUCAUCAUCUUGGGGUUGUACACUGUGCUGUGGGGCAAAGGGAAAGAGGUGAAGGAACUUGUCCAGCUUCAGGCACACAGGUCUGCUGGAGAAGCAACUAUCCUGCAUUCGGUUGUGUGAAGCUUCACUAAAUUUAGAACGGAGAACUUUCUUCUGACAUUGUUCAUUUUCACUUCCUCUUCUAUUUUCACUUCCUCUGUCGUUUCAUUUCUUUCUUUGUUUUAUCCGUUUUUCUAAAGGGUUUUUCUAAAGGUACCUUGCUAUUUUUUACAGUAUCAUAAAUGACAUUAUCUUGUUAUAGGUGUACAAUUAAUUUUCCAUCAACUUUCAUGUUACCAUUUACUUUCACGUUU
Molecule: messenger RNA, 2636 nt
Organism: Nymphaea colorata (pocket water lily)
Lineage: Eukaryota; Viridiplantae; Streptophyta; Magnoliopsida; Nymphaeales; Nymphaeaceae
Exons: 15
Coding region: 100-2403 (767 amino acids)
Cellular component (GO): plasma membrane
Molecular function (GO): transmembrane transporter activity
Source: RefSeq, a predicted model, not a curated record